Drosophila serrata is the source of this 777-nucleotide messenger RNA. RefSeq lists its product as uncharacterized. The record is from RefSeq and is a predicted model, not a curated record. NCBI's taxonomy places the organism in Eukaryota, Metazoa, Arthropoda, Insecta, Diptera, Drosophilidae.
UCUUCCCUCAAAAUCGGUUUUCAAACUAUGUAAAAUAUUUUCCAGAGCAGCAAGAAAGGCUACUCUUAAUCCUUAAACCCAAUUGAAUGGCGGACGUUGAGGCAGAGGAAGAGGUUCCUCUAGAACAGCAGCCUGGGCAAGAUGAGGGAGAAGCGGAUGAAACUCUCGAGGGCGAGGAUGAAGACGAACCUGAAGGUGAAGAAGAGGAGGAACUAUCGUCAGGGGAGGAAAAGGAUCCCUUUGAGCUCUUGGACGAGAGCGAGUCUGACGACGAGGAGGAACAGGCCAUGUACAAGGAGUAUCUGGAUUUGAUCAAAGAAAUCGAUGCCCAGAACCUGGUCAUCCACGAUCUGAAGGCAAUGGCCACUGAGCUGAGGUGUAAAAGGUGCAAGACCUACAAGGACAAGGAAGAGUACAAGCAUCUAAGGAUCUGUCAAGAGCAGCAUGACAUACAUCUGCAGCAGCUCAUCAACCGGGCAACUCGCCUGCAAAACUUUGGAUCGCGACGGCUAUACGGAGAACUGGAGAUGGAACUUACGGAUGCUGAGGAGAGUUUCUUCUUUACGGGACUCGCAUCAACCUCAUUAACGGCGUGCGCUACAUUCAAGGAUGAGGAGAAUUGCUGCAAUAGAGGCUGCCCCUUCUGUUGGGAAUCCGAUUCUGACUCCGACUCGAAGGAUUAUGAUCCAGCCUGCUGGACCGACUUCUAAGCCAUUUAAUUGGGGAUAUUGGUUGGGGUUAUGUCUUGUACAGAAAAUAUUAUGGUUUUAUAAGAGA